This is a messenger RNA of Neohortaea acidophila, 606 nucleotides long. RefSeq names its product autophagy-related protein 16. The coding region runs from base 1 to 606 and encodes 201 amino acids. The transcript is spliced from 2 exons. Lineage: Eukaryota; Fungi; Ascomycota; Dothideomycetes; Mycosphaerellales; Teratosphaeriaceae. The record is from RefSeq and is a predicted model, not a curated record.
AUGAGCGAUUGGCUUGAGCAGUACUCCGCCGCGCUCGAUCAACGAGAUGCUCGGGAACAGGUGCACAAGCGAUAUAUAGAUGCUUACACCAAGCUCGCGGACAAGUCUGCAUCUGCAAUCAGCAACCGGAGCAACGCAGUGCCGACGUCUCCAAUAUCUGCCGUCCGCACAAGCACACCAACAGCCAAAGGCAAAGCCGCAACCAUAGCAAGCGACAAAACAGAUGACCCCCUCUCGACUCUCCGCACAGACCUAGCAGCCACGCAAAAAGCACGUGCAGCCUUGCAGGCCCAAGUUGACGACCUCACCACCUCACUCAAAACUCUCGAGGCCCAGAGCAAGGCCUCAACCACCCAAAUCGCCCUCCUAACCCGACAGAAGGUCGAUGGGGAGAGGAAGCUACGCGACCGCGACGAAGAAAUCCGCGGCAAAAGCAAACUGGUGACCGAAGCGCAGGACGAAAUGGUCGCGCUGUCUCUGCAGCUCAACAUGGCUGAGCAGACGUCCGAGAAGCUGCAGAAGGAUAACAAGGAGUUGUUGGAUCGCUGGAUGACCUCUAAACGCGAGGAAGCGGAUCGAAUGAAUCGAGACUCGAGUUGGCAGUGA